GUGUGCUGAUUGCUAAUGCUGCUGGCUCUUCAGUGCAUUAUUAUUAAACGUCUCGUACACAUGCAGUAGAGUGCGGCGCUCGUGCAUUUGCGAGCAAGUAAGUAUAACAAGAGAGAAAAAAAGUAGUGCAAGGAGGAAUCUUAUAAGUCGACAGAGAGAAAAAAACAAGCGCGAGCUGCGUGGAAUCAGUCAUCGUAACUCAUCGAGCACACGCAGUGAGCACGCGAAGAAAAGAAUCUCGUAUUCUCACAUAGAGAUACGUGCUCGAGUACGAGGAAAAGUGAGAAAAAGAGACACGGACGACGCAAGUUUUCCAGGUUAACUACGCGACGGCCCGUUUUUCCACGUAGUCAGGGCCUCAAAAUCGCACACGCCGCUGUCGCCGCCGCUUCGUGUGAAUACGCACGAUAGAUAAACAACAUGCGCUCAGUCCAAUCAUCAGAUGACUGCUGUUGAGCGUCAUUAUUGGAAAACUGAUUGCCGAACAACUUAGCCUCUAACGUGUGUCUUAAAACAAAGAAAGAGAAGUCAUAGUACUUUUUGUUUUGCUCUGAUUUUACACUGCUUAGUCGGCAAGAACGUUCUUGCUGCAGUUCAAUCUAUUACAAUUUCUGUGAAGUUGUGGGAGUUGUUUCUCGAAAGAUGUAAUCGCCUUCACUGCACCCCACUUGGCUAUCCUAGUUUUUGAAGUUGUCAACGAUUCGGAGAAUUAACUUGAAUUAAAAUUGGCAUAAGAUAAUUCAUUAUCAUGGAGCAUCAUGAGGCAGUUUACGAACAAAUUAUUGAUGUGAGCAACCCAAAUCAGGGCUCUGAUUUUUUGUCUCACCACUUGGUUCAAGAGAUUGUUGUUCCAAAUGACAACAAUCAAGAAUCAAGCAUGAACUGUGAAAUUGCUGGCAUGGAUAUUAUAUUGCCUAACGAUUGCAUUACUGUACAAGAUCAAUGCAAUAGGAAUGUUAUGAUCUAUAACACAGAUGGCAUGGAACAAGAUAAAGAAGCCGAACAAAUAAUUUUACACGAAUCUACAAAAGUUGAACAUAUUUUGCAUGUGAAUAAUAUUGGUAGCAGUAUCAACUACAUGGAAAAUCACAAAGAGGUGAAAGUGCAAGAAUAUAUAUUACACGAUCAAACUACUUAUAAUCAAGAAGAUUAUCAAGUGGCUAAUUCGGUUUUAAUAACCACUGGGGAUACUCGUGAUGCAGGAGCUGUUGCUGAAACAACAACAGAUCAUGUAACAGCAUCAAUCCCUAUAAGUGAGUCUACUCAUGUCCCAACAAAUCAUGUCUCCUCAGAUACUUAUGUUAUUAUAAGUAGUGGUCAGAGUAUUGUAAAUAAUAUUGGUGAAGAAAGUAAAUGUGUAGAAGAACAAGAAGAAGAUAUCAAACCAAAACAAAAUAAUGCACAUAUGGAAACUAGAGAAAAUCUUCUCGUGAUUGAAAAUGAAGUUGCAGAUGGUAACUUAAUUCCUAUGACUAUUACAGAAUUACAAGUUGAUUCUCAAAUUGACUCCCAAAUUGGUUCUGUAAAUGAAGAGAAUAACGAAAAUUUAACAAACACACCUGUAAGCAAGGGCAGUAUUAAUGCAGAGCCAGAGAAGCAUUUUGAAAACUCUUUGCCCAUGGAAGAAAGUCAAAAUGGUGAAAUUGUAACAGAAGGUCAAAUUCUGACAAAUUCUGAUGACAUUGCAGUGAUGGCUGAAUUUAGUACUAUAGAGUACAGUGCAGAAGAAGAAGUAGGAGCUGCGCAAGAUGAUAAAAGUGAACAAGUGGCAGAGCAGCUUCAGGAGCAAGUACAUGAGGAUGUUCAGGGAGAAGCAGUGAAAAAGGAGUUGAAAGAAAGUAAUAACGUAGCAGUUGUGAUUGAAACAAAGGGAGAAACGAUCGAGAGUAAGUUAGAAUUGACUGGCAAUGAAGAAGUCAAUUACAAUCAAUCAAGUCAAGAAGAAGAUGAAAUUGAUUUACAUUUAUCUACGCAAUCGAAUGACAGCCACCGUAAGGUCAUUCAAGAUAUCUUUGACGACUGGCAAGAUGAAAACUGUGAAGAAGAUAACAACCAAUCAGUGGGUACUUUCAAAGAUCAUCAAGAUUCUGUAGAAAAAGAGCUACAGAACUUAUUGAAUGACGAUGCACAACAGGUACAAACUGUCUCAAGUACCAAUGCAGCUGAGAACGCCGUAAGCUGUGACGAUAAUGUUGAACAAAGUGGUAAUAGUUUGGUGGAAAAGAGUAGAAGCUCAAAAUCGGAUAAAGCAAGGCUCCAGGACAAGAAGUCCUCUGAAAGAUCUACAGGCAAGACCUCCAAGUCGACACUAAGUCGAUCUUCAACCAAAGAUAAGUCCCAUGGCCAUUCAUCUAAAAGUGUGAACCAGGAUGAUACCAAGAAAGUUCAUCCUCGACCAGGCGUCAAGGUACCUGGUUCUCAUUUAACAAGUCCAAUCGCAUCGACGGCAGAAGUGACUGAAGCUUUGAACAAGCGAUUGCGCGAAAAACAGAAAGACUUGGUAGUGCCAAAAACCGCUGACAUCGUUUUCGUCAAAAAAAUUUCGCAACGUUUGUCCAAUCAGCUCUCUCAGGUGGUAGCAUCCAUGCCACCCUUGACAGCGGGACAGCAAACGCCAGCAGCCAAUGACCUCGAUAAGGACAAGUCCAUUGAAGAAGUAGUCACGGCGACGAGCAAAGCUUCAUCUGUGUCCGACAACAACGAAUUGCUGGCUAUUUUGGAAGGCGAUGCCGAUCCCGAGUGGUCUAAUCUGAACCCUGAAAAUAACAAAACGUCCAAUCCCAAUUCAAAUGCCAGCUCAAGUGGCAAGUUAGAUCCAGCUCUGGAACGCGAAUUAGCCUUGAAGCAACUGCUAGAGUUACCCAAUAUUACGUCAAAAAAGAGUGCAGUAAGUUCCAGCGCACCAAAGAAAUCUAAUAAAAAGAUGCCUAGCAAAGAGAAAGAAUCAACGAAUAAAGUGCCUAAAGAGCAGACACGAAUGAAACCCAUCAAAGAGGAGCCAAGGUCAAAUCCAACAGAAGACGGUGAAAUCAUAAGUUUAGAUUUAGCUGACGAGAAUUCACAAAAAAAGACGAAAAAACCUCAGAACGAAAACAGCCAAAAUACGCGCAAUAGUGCUGAAAUCAAAGUUGAAAUAGGCAUUGAAGAAUCAAGAUCCGGAAGAAAACGUAAACUCACGGAGAAGGCCCGCGAGCAUGAACUCGCUGUCAAGAGACAAAAAGUAUUCAAGAAUAAAGCCGCGGAAAGUAAGAAGCUACCACAGGACGAUGCUGAUGGGGUCAAACAAAAGGUUGAUGACGCAAAAUCAGAACAAGUUAGAAUCGAUUUAGAAUCUGCAACCGACGAUAAAUCAGCUGAAGUUAUGACGAAACAAGUAAAAAGUGAUCCUAAAUGUAGUUCGCCGAAGACCGAAACUAAAACUAUCAAGAGUAAAGUUCUUCCUCUUAAAAAAUCGAAACUUGGACUUCUAAAAAAGAAUACUUCGAUUACUAGAAGAAAACUGGCAGUAAAGAAUUUAUUGAGACAGAAAGCAGUAAGCAAGAAUGCAAAGCCCAAGAUUCCGGCUGCAUCUUCACCCAAAAAAGCUGAUACCACAUUGUUAAAAAGUACAUCAGAAAAAACGGUGACGCCUGCGGGUUUUGCUCAUAAAGGCAAAAAAGUUUCCGAAAUCGACAGGCUGCUCCAAGAUGAAGGCGUUGUCAAUCUUUUGUACGACGUAAAACAACCAGAUUCUAGAAAAAGGCUUGUGCCAAUUACGAAAUCGCAGAAAAAAGUAAUGGACGUUGAAAAGGCCGAAAGAGAGCUAAAACUCAGGACCAAGCUCGUCAAAAAUGCAGUGCUGAGAUUGAGGAAUUCAGCAUCGACUACGGUCAAGAUAUCACCAAGAUCCAGGCGUAGUGCUGCUUCCGAUCAAUCCAUGCCACAAUCUGAGAAAAAAGUAAGCGAUGUAACUAAAACUAAUAAACCACUGAGUUCGGCCCCGUCAGAGUCUACGGACUUUGUUAUUCCGGCAAAGAUUCGCAACGCAGCAGACGCUUCCAGAAUCAUUCGUAGACAUUCCUCGAGUUCGUUUUCCAGUGCCUCGGCAAGUCCACGUGUCAGUAUAGAUGUGCCUCCGGAGUCAAUAAAGCUUGACGAGUUUGAAGCUUUAGUUAAAUCUAAGAGAAAACUUUCACACGAUUCGAUUGACAAACUUGAUCCAAAAAAAACUAAAAAAAAGGCUGUUAUCAGCAAAGGCGAGUCGGAGGAUAAAGAUGAAUCGGAUAAAUCACCGUCCAAAAAAGCCACAAGGUCAAACGCCAUUAUCGCAUCCAAAGUGCCCCCUAAAAGCAAGAAAGUGCCAAAAAGCAGAUCGUCCUCUGAAGCUCUGUGGAACGAUGUAAAGGGAGCAUCGAGGGACCAGGAUGAAUUAUCAGCUUGUUUAGCUGAAGCUGUAUCAGCCCUGCAAUCGAGUAUCAAUGGCGGCUCGUCACGUUCAGCAAGUACAUCUACUAAUCGUAAGAGAGGACAUUCGAAGACACAGUUGGACGACGAAAAAUUAGACAAUAGGAAAUUUAGCAAUAAAGAAAUAAAUGUUAGACAGCACGGUCACCUUGCACAAUUAAUCCUAACUCCAUCGGGGCCUGUAUCUGGCAUUCGAAACGCCAUUACGAUUCCAGUAAUGAAUGAAAUCCGCGAAGCAUUGUCAAUUCUUCGAAACGACAACGAUUGCAGAGUUGUUUUAUUGACCUCUACUGGUACUAGUUUUUGCGAGGGCCUGGAACUUUCAUAUUUACAACAGUCGAACAGAGAGGAGCGAAAAGUUCGAGCAGAAGAUAUGGCCAAGGCUGUCAGAGAUUUCGUCAGAUCAUUAGCUGCAUUUAAUAAGCCCAUUGUGGCAGGUGUGCAAGGUGCAGCUAUAGGAUUAGGUGUUACAAUGCUGCCUUUAUUCGAUCUUGUGAUAGCCAGUGACAAGGCAACAUUUAGUACUCCCUACGGAAAACUUGGUCAAAUAGCCGAAGGAGCUGCAGUUUUAACGUUAUCUCACAGUCUUGGUAGUGCUGUGACGAAUGAAUUAUUACUUGGGGGUCGGACAUUAACAGCUAGCGAGGCCUUGAGAGCCGGAUUAGUUACAAGAGUUUUGUGGCCUGAUAGAUUCCAAGGCGAACUCUUACCUUCGUUAAAAGUCAUGAGCGAGCAAUCUGCACAGGCAAUGGAAGCGACAAAAGCUUUAUUACGGCACAGCCUGCGAAAAAAAUUAGAUGUCGCUCUUGAAUCCGAAAGUUUUCUUCUUAUACAGCACUGGUGUUCUGAAGAGUGCCAGGAAGCAAUCAAGGCUUAUAUCGAGGAGAAGGGUCAGUAAAUAUAUACACAGACGCGAGUGAUAAAUCGAGCUACGAAUUAACGGGGUCAAAAACUCAAUUUUUCUUAAUGCCUAGGCUGUAAGAAUUAUUUGGUAACAUUGUACAGAUCUAUUUGUUAAUUAACGAAUACAGAUAACAAAUGUCAAGUUUGCUUUUCGUAUUCAACACAAUCAUGUUACGCAAAUAACUUGGACAAUCUAACGUUCUUCAAGAUGUUAGUUUAUAUGCGAUUUAUUUACUAAAAUAUUCUAAUUAAGUUCUUUUUCAAUGGCAGAUUCCUUUAGGAUUAUAAUUAUUAUUUCUGUCAAGCAAUCAUUAAGUACAACAAAUACCAUCAUUUUCUUUUGCAACAAAUUUGCUUCUACUUUACAAUCUUCUGCACAAUUUGGCUUAAUACAGAUAUCGCAGGUGUGAUAAGCGAUAUGAUGAAUUUGGAUUUGAAAUAUUUUUACUGUAGUUUUUCACCAUUCAACCACAAUCCAGAAGAAAAUUAUUACAAGUGCGAUGACGCCUUAUUAGUGUUGACGUUGACGACACUAUUUCGGAUGGCGACACGAUUAAUUUUACAUAAUUAAGAUUAAGAUGAUUUAUUGUAAAACUAAGUGAUUUAUGCUAGAGUAUUUUAAUACCAUACUUUUAAGUUUAAGUCCAGAGCUAUAUAUCACGUAAAUAAGCAUUUUUCAAUACUUUAUGUUACAAAUCGUUUUUUGGAUUUAAACAAUGAAAAGGUCCAAUUAAAUGAUAAACUUGUUUUUUUAUUGUCACCUCUAUCGUCUACGUUGAUGUAGGAUUUUCUGUUUAUAUAAAUAUGUUUGGUUUGAAAAAAUUUAAAUGAUUUGUAUCUAAAACAUGAUAAAUAAAAAUAAUUAUUUUUAAGCAUAUUUAGGUGUUUUAGCCGCGCAUAAGCUGAUAUUACUGUCUUACUCAUAAAAUUGUCAAACAAUCAACCUCGAUUGAAACAUCGCCGUAUUUGUUAAACACGACCAAAAAAUUGUAUUUAUGAACCUGUUCAAAUGAAAAAAGUCACUGAACUUUGUAAAAACAUUACUUAACGGGCAGAUCAAAUCUUCGUAGCGAUUACGAAUUUAUUCAUUAUUAAUACGUAUGGAUUGCGUAGCAAAAUUCUGUACUUUGUUUAGCUUUGUGUAAAAUAAAAUGUUUUGAAUUUUAGAAGAAAAGUCGAGAAUAGAAUACGUUAAAGACAAACAUUGAUGAAUAUUUGAUGCAGGUAAUUAAUUGGCUAUUUCAAGCCAAUAUAGCAACGAGAUUUCUGUAUUCAGAUAGAUCAAAUAUAAAAUAUCUCAAGAGAUAUAAUUUUUCACAGUAUCGCUCGUUUCCUGUUUGAAUGGAAGCAUUAUAUUAAAAUUUUUUAAAGAUAUAAUUUGUUUGGUGUGAAAUGAGAAAGUGCACAGUGGACAACGGCCAACUGCAAAGCGUUGUGAUGUAAUGGAAGGUAGGAAUGGAACGAUCAAUUGUUAUUGGUCGGGCGUUGUUUCUUUAUUGAAUAACAAAUAGAAUAGUUUGAAGAGCUAUUAAGGCCUAUUGCAUCGAUAAUUAUUGCCCGCUACUGAUAGUUAAUAAGAUUGGAUGUCGGCGAGCUCGAGAUACACUUUCUGAAAAAAUGUCUCGUUUUUCAUUGAACUGCGGCCAACUUUUCGAGAUAAACGCGCGUUAACAUUCAAGGCAAUUGAAGUGAAUGCAAUGCCGAUGAAGCGAGCAAGUGUAGAUUUAGGCAUAGCUGUAUAUAGAUAGCUGGCAUCGGACAAUUGUUGUGAUACUACAUUGAAACAGUUGGGUUUCCUUGUGUUUUUACGCGCUCAAUGCAUCUAUCGAGAGCUGCUCGAUGUUAUCUAGAGUUCGCACGGUGAAUGACAACGCCUAGACUACUUGCGCGGCUGCUGCAACUUUAGUCAACGGUUAUUUGACACUAUAACGUGUACUUUACCAAGUCAUAAAUCAUAUUGCAACGCGAACCAGUAAGGCUUUAAUCUGAGUUGCACACAUCUAGCAAAGGUAAUGAGAUGAGAUACAAAUUAACGUAUAUGUUUAAGUGACAACUGAUUUUAUAAGGGUGGAAAGGAAGGGGGAAUUCGGGUAUGGUAGAAGGUACAAAACAAUACACAAUUUUCUUCAAAUAUCUAGGUUUCUAUUACUUAUCACUUACUGUUGCGUAAGCAAACAAUAUCUCGACAGUGAUUUCUUAAUUCUUUUUUUUUUCAAUGAUUGUUUUUAAUAUCUACUGUAUGUUUGUCGCUAUUAGGUAAUUUUAUUUUAUCUCAUUGUCUAUUCAUAUUAUUUUUUCACUGUGAAUGUGUAACAUUUCGAAAAAAAUGUUUUGAUUUGUAUUGUUCACAAUUGACAGUUUGGAUGUUAUUAAAAUCGAUCUUGUGUUCAUAUAAACUAACGUGUUCAACAAAAGCUGACGUGUCUUCUUUUUAUACACUCCGUAUGAUAGCACGCCGUGUCUUAAAUGCGCGUCCAGCGCACGCGUUUCCGUGUCUUAAGUGGCUGAUUCUGGCAUGUUAUAUAAGCCUAACUUCCCACCGGUUCUCUACGCACACUUGACAUUUGUUUUUAGUUAUUAUUGAAAUAAUUGAAAUAAAUAAAAUAUAUUUAUAAUAUGAUAAUAGUACAUUACGAUACAAGUGCGGGAAAGUAGAUUCUUGUCUCGUGUGGCGUUUACACCCGAGCGAGGCGAGGGUGGAAAGGUACACGAGACGAGAAACUCUUUCCCGAACAUGUGCCGUACCGUAUUUUUUGAUACGACGUAUGGAAAGUGUGAUUUUCAACGCACUUUUUCUAUCGAGUGUGCGAGAAAGACGCACUUUGCGCACGGAGUAUCGAAAAAUUAAUUUAUUCAUACAAUGAUACUCAUAAAAAAAUAAAUUGAAACAUAUCUUGGACAUUGAAAAAACUUCUAAUGAAAACAAGUACACAAAAAACAUUGAUAAAACUAUUUAAAAUAAAAAACCAUUUAAGAAUAUUUUUUUAACAGCAUUAUAGAAACUUAUUAAUAAACCUAAUCAAUAGUUCCCUCGAAUAAGUGGUUUUUCCAUUUUGGGCUUCAU
Molecule: messenger RNA, 8410 nt
Organism: Phymastichus coffea
Lineage: Eukaryota; Metazoa; Arthropoda; Insecta; Hymenoptera; Eulophidae
Exons: 14
Coding region: 749-5341 (1530 amino acids)
Source: RefSeq, a predicted model, not a curated record